AUGUGUCAGGAUAUUCUCUACAUACCUGACUUCAUACAGAACAAUGCCAGAACAGAAAAUCCAAAGAAAAUUCAACAGGAACUUGAAGCCUCUGCCAAGAUCUUAGAUGAAUACCUUGAUGACUUUCAACAAGCAAGACAAGAACUCCUGAAAAGUAAGGCAGAUUCAAUUGAAGAAAUCAGAAAAUUUAGACAAGAAGUCAAUGCCAGGCUUGAUGAAAUGGAGCAGAACUCGAUAGCUGAUACAGAAGAUAAAUUCAAACUUCUGAUGAAAGAGAUAGAAGACAGAAUGAGUUUGCUGCAGAAAAAUCAAGCUAGUGUUACUUCAGCUAAAGAUAAAUUAGCAUCAGUGAAAAAUAAUGUUUCCCAGGAGUUUGUUAAUGCAAAGAAGGGGAUAAAGGUAGCAAGUGAUGCAAAAGUCUGUGUAGAGGAAAGUAAAGCUGGAUUUCGUAGCAAAAAUAUAAAAAUAAUUCCUGAUCAGAUAAUACUGCCAAAGUUGAAAGAAACGAAUAUGCUGUUGAAAGUAGCAGAGAAAGAUUCUCUACUUCAAGUAAAAAAUAAAAAGACAUGUAAUGUGAAAACUCCAUCAGAUACAGAAGUCUGUAAUAUAAGCUCUGUCUGCUACCUGGAAGAUGGAUCAGUAAUACUGUGUGAUAACAUCAACAAGAAGCUGAAACGUUUAGACAGUUCCUCUUACACUGUUAAGGAGUACUAUGAUCUUCCUUGCUAUUCGUGGCAAAUGUGUCCCAUCAACAAACACGAAGUUGCUGUAAGUCUGUAUAUGAAAAAUGAAAUCCAUCUUAUUUCCCAUAGCAAUGAAAUGAGAAAAACAAAUGAAAUAAAAACUGACUUUGUAUGUUAUGGUCUGGCCCAUGCAGAUGGCAAUCUGUACAUUUCAGACAAACAUACAUCAGUGUAUGUAUACAGUGUAUCAGGCAGAAAGCUGAAAUGUAUCAGUAUGGACUUGUACACUUCCGAUAAGCAUACAUCAGUGUAUGCAUACAGUGUACCAGGCAGAAAGCUGAAGUGUAUCAGUAUGAAGCCUUCAAAAAAGAGGGAAUUAAAUAUAAUGAAUCUGGCUGUCAGUGAGGAUGGUUCCAAAAUAUAUGUUACUUGUCGAAAUAAUGGACUCAUCAUAUUAGACAAUAAUGGACAGGUUAUCAGGAACUUCAAUGGUCCAGAGAUACAAAGUCCCUGGGGAAUAUUUCAGACCAGCAGUGGUAGUUUGCUUGUUGCCUCCAGAGGUUACAACAAUGUGCUGCAGUUUCGACCUAGAGGACAGUUUAUUGGGAAGGUAAUCAAGUCUGAAGCCAGAAAAGAGAACUGUCCUGCUGUUGCUUGUAAUCAGCAAAUGACCAAGCUGAUCGUCAGUACGUUUGGAGAUAACAACAUUGAAGUAUAUGAUAUAGUCUGA
Mercenaria mercenaria is the source of this 1413-nucleotide messenger RNA. RefSeq lists its product as uncharacterized. The coding region runs from base 1 to 1413 and encodes 470 amino acids. The transcript has a single exon. The record is from RefSeq and is a predicted model, not a curated record. Lineage: Eukaryota; Metazoa; Mollusca; Bivalvia; Venerida; Veneridae.